Molecule: messenger RNA, 2029 nt
Organism: Linum tenue
Lineage: Eukaryota; Viridiplantae; Streptophyta; Magnoliopsida; Malpighiales; Linaceae
Source: the annotation of a GenBank genome assembly
CCCCCCUCCUCCUUCGUUCCUGUGCUGCAUGCCCUUUUCUCCAAUCUCUCAACCAACGAAAUUAUUGCUCUGUUUCCUUCUCCAAUUGCCUGAUUCACCGCCUCCAUUGUUUUCUAGUUUCUCCCGCGGCCAUUUCCUCUCUGGCAGCCAGAGGGAGGGGGGAAAAGAAUAGAGCCGCCCACCGGCCGGCCGUACCAGAACAGCAAGUUAUCUCUGAAAACAAAAAAACGAAUGUUUGAAUGAAACGGAAGCUUUUGGCAUCAGGUUUCGUCCGGCGCCGGUGAUCUCCGGUUUAAUUUCAUCGCCCUUCUUUAUUUAAUCUCGGCUGGAGAUUGUUCUUUCCUCGUUGCUUGUGACGAAAUUUGGGCGGGAAAAUGGAUGUGUUGGAGGAUCGCGAAGCGGAGGAAUUCUUCUACGAUCCGUUUUCAGGAGUCGAGGAAUUCGACCUGGAUUACGAGUUCGACGCGCCUAAGUUCCACGAUUUCACCAAGCCGGAACCCGAUUCCGACGCCGAUGAAGCUCAGGGCUGGCUCGACGUCGCUGCAGGAUAUCCGCCUUCUCCGCUGGCUCUCAAGAUGUGCUGGAGACCGCUGGUUCCUCCUGUAGAUACGAAUCCUUCCAGUUCCGGCCGAACGAACUCUUCCGUAGAAGACGAAGAUAACGACGAAUCAGGAUCAAAACCUUGCGAUUGCAAAUGUCAACCGAAAUCGCGGGCUAAAUCUCCGGCAGCGAAGAAAAGAAGUUCGAGUUUCAUGAACCCUACGGCUAGUCACUUGGCCAAGAAAUUGGCCCCGGAGCAAAUUCAGUGCGAGCGAUUGCUCAGAAGGUUUCCAAAGGACACCACCAAAAGCGAGGGGAGGAGUUCGCGGAGUUCAUCUACCAGUGGAAUCCCAGCAACCAAAAGGCAAAAGCUGGAGGCUGGUUACUUGCGCAAGGGUGCUCGGCUGAAGCAUCAAGCUCUUUUCCCACACAAAGAAUCAAAUCCAAAGGGAGUUAACAAGGCCUCAAGUAGACCUAAAGCUACAGUUCCUGUACAACCAAAUCUAGCAACAGCUAUUAGAGCAGAGCGACGGAGGUCCAAAACUAAAUUGGAGUUUGAAAAAUUUGCAAAACCCAGUACUUCUCCUGCCAAAACAAGACCAUUGAAUGGAAAGUUUCUGAUCUUUACCCCAACUCUUUUGUGGUUUGGCAGCUUUAUAAGGCUCCUUCCUUGCCUGUCCCUAGGAAGUCCACACGGCAGCUUCCAGAACUUCAAACAAAGCUUUCUGUUGCAGGGAGUAAAGCUACCCCGUUCGAAAUCUUCGUCUGAAAGACACAACAGAGAAUUGACCAGUGGUCCUCCACAGAGGGACAAACAGGAGCGACAGGGGAGAACUCGAUCUCUCAAAACGAAGGAAUUAAAGAGCACAGACAAAAGGAGGUACCUGGAUGAGCCUCCAGUAGAUGAGUUUAAUCAGCUCUCCCUAGCGUCUCAACCUCAUUCUGCAACUAGACAUCAGACAAAAGUACAUCCUCAUCCUGAGUUCUCGAAAGAGAACACACGGAGAGACUCGAAUCAAGAGAAAGAGAUGAAACCGCAUUGGCCUGGACCUGUGAUUCUUCACCAUUGUGGAAAUGAAAAGACCAUAUCUUCUUCCCUUGGAUGCCACAUGAACAAUAACAGGAGUAUGCCAAUUCACUAACACAAUAACAACCGAUUAGCUCCAUCGGCAAAAGGACGUCAGGGGGCUCUCCUGCUAUCUAGUAUCAGUAUAUAGUUCAGGAUUUCAGGGGGCCCUCCUGCUGUUUAUUAUCUAGUUCAUCAAGUGCGUGGGUCCUGAAAUGACUUGAAUCCAUCAGUAGCUUUAAGAUGUAACAAUGGUAGUGAUCUAUUUCGCAACAAUUUAGACUUUCAACACAAACAGAGAAAAAUAACUAGGCAAUCAUGUAAUUACUUCAAUGUAAGCAGGUGGCCAUUCUGUGCAUAAGUUAAUACCAAGUGUAAAUGUCAGCAAGCUUUUAGCAAGUUUCUACAACUGCCUGUAUACGA